AUGUCAGAGAGAAACAAAAGUCUUGUUUAUUAUAAAAUUAAACUUGUAGACACAGGUUCCACCUUGAUCCAAGGUCAUUCACAGUACGAUGAUCUACAGUAUAACGCAGGCGGCAUGCCGGCGGUUACGGGCAUAGCGUCGUUGCCGAUUAAAACUCUAGAAAUGCCGUUUAAUGCACUAGGAAGAGCUUUUGGCAACAAUUAG
This is a messenger RNA of Leptosia nina, 204 nucleotides long. The record is from the annotation of a GenBank genome assembly. NCBI's taxonomy places the organism in Eukaryota, Metazoa, Arthropoda, Insecta, Lepidoptera, Pieridae.